UCUAGCCAUGUGUUUAUUUUAACGCAAUACUAAUUUUUACCUGUUAUUGUAUUGACAAGUACUUUUUGAGACUUUGUGCAAAUGUCAAAAUAUUUUGUUAAAUGUGUUCGUCCUAGUUUUAGAGAAUUAAGUGCGACAUUUUUUCAGAACAAAGAACUUUUAACUUUUUCAUUUAAUUCUCGCGAGCUACAUUAUGUUUACUGCAGGUCUUUUAGCUUCAGUAUAACAUCGUUUUUAAAACGUAGUUUGAACUCGUCUAAUUUUAUAAAAUCUCAGUCUGUUAGUUUAACCAUGGCUAAUCUUAGUUCUACUGAUGCUGAUACGAAAAAUGGAAACGAAACGUUUCAAAUCACUGAAAAUCAGCCAGAAACUGUUACAGCUUCUAUAGAAAAGGAAAAAUGUGAACACUCAAAAUAUGAAACCAGUAAAACAGAAAAUGCUAUUCCAUUAACGCAAACAAUGUCGAAACGAGCUUUAAAGAAAUGGAGAAAGAAACAAAUUGAAGCUAAUUGUAAUGAUGGCCUCUUGACUACAAAUCCUCGCCCUGGAUAUGGAGCUGAUGUCCUUCAUGAAACUGAGUAUUAUUUUGAGAACAAUCUUCGGAAAGUGUAUCCUUAUUACUAUACCUUCAACUCACAUGUGAAAGGCAGAUGGAGAGGAAGAACUCUGAUGGAUGUAUUUGUGAAAGAGUUUCAUGUAGUGUCAGAGCAAUCAUUGAUAGAUGACAUGAAAAAUGGAGUAUUGUUAGUAAACAGCAAACCAACUGUAGGUGAUUAUGAGCUGAAAUUUAAUGAUGUAAUUUCACAUACCAUACACCGGCAUGAAAACCCUGUAAUUGGAACACAAUUAGAAAUUCUUGAAGACAAUGAAGAUUUAAUAGUCAUCAAUAAACCAUCUUCAAUCCCAUGCCAUCCCUGUGGAAGGUACAGAUACAAUUCUAUUGUCUUCAUUCUUGGCAAGGAAUACGGCUACAGUAACUUGAGAAACAUUUAUCGCCUUGAUCGAUUGACAUCUGGUGUAUUAAUUUGUGCCAAAACUGCAAAGAAGACAAGGGAACUAGAAGACCAAAUCGUCAAUAAAAAAGUACGGAAGGAAUACGUAUGUCGAGUAGUUGGACGAUUUCCUGAUGGUGAUAUUGAAGUUGAUCAACCUCUGGACUGCAUCAAUCACAAGAUAUCCUUAUGGCAAGUACGACCCGGUGGAAAAGAAAGCAAAACACUCUUCAGUCGCCUUAGUUACAAUGGAAAAUCAAGUGUUGUUAGAUGCAUUCCUUACACAGGGCGAACACAUCAGUUGCGUGUACAUUUGCAAUAUUUAGGACAUCCAAUCAUAAAUGAUCCACUUUAUUAUGGUCCAGCUUGGGGACCAGAAGCUGGCAAAGGAACUAUUUUUCAAUGCAAAAUUGAUGACACAAAGAUCAGUGAUGAGGUGAUGAAAAACCACAACAUUGGUUUGUGGGAGAAUGGACCAAAUCCUAAUUUUGAACUUCGUUUAAAACAAUUGAAAGAGGAGAAGUCACUUGCUUCUAAUCAUGAAGACACUAUUGAUGAAGUCAAAAACACAGAACCAGCAGCAAAGCGAUUGAAGACAAGUGACCAUCCUGAAAAGUUAGAGACAAUCAGCAAUACAGAAUUUUUUCAGCCAGAGUUUGAUUUACAAAAAUGGAUACCAAAUGAAAACUGCAUCCAUUGUAAGACCCUGUAUCUAGACCCACAGCCAAAAGAUUUGGUCAUGUAUUUGCAUGCACUGAGUUACAAGGGUCCUGACUGGGAAUACAGAACUACUCUACCUGAUUGGGCUGCAGCAGACUGGCAGGAAUAGGAAGCUUUAGAAAUACUGAAGAUGUGUGAUAUACCAAUAUAUAUUUUCAAUAAAAUAUGUAAUAUCUACA
Messenger RNA from Octopus sinensis (East Asian common octopus), 1891 nucleotides. Its product is annotated as RNA pseudouridylate synthase domain-containing protein 2. The transcript is spliced from 11 exons. Gene Ontology annotation, biological process: pseudouridine synthesis. The record is from RefSeq and is a predicted model, not a curated record. Bases 82 to 1821 code for a protein of 579 amino acids. Gene Ontology annotation, molecular function: RNA binding; pseudouridine synthase activity. Lineage: Eukaryota; Metazoa; Mollusca; Cephalopoda; Octopoda; Octopodidae.